Messenger RNA from Camponotus floridanus (Florida carpenter ant), 10787 nucleotides. RefSeq lists its product as uncharacterized. NCBI's taxonomy places the organism in Eukaryota, Metazoa, Arthropoda, Insecta, Hymenoptera, Formicidae. The transcript has 8 exons. The record is from RefSeq and is a predicted model, not a curated record. The coding region runs from base 809 to 9733 and encodes 2974 amino acids.
UCAAGCGCACGUUUAACGUUAGGAAAACAAGAGAUCGCGCUUCACCGGCGAGGAGGAUCCGAACGUGCGCGAGAGGGAAUCGGUGCGGAAACGAGCGGACGGAAGCAUCAUCGGGCCGCGCGUGGAAAAAAAUCUCCGGCGAGAAAGAGAGAGAGAGAGAGAGAGAAAGCGCGAGGAAGAGAGAGAGAGGAGCGAGAACGAGAGAGCGAUACGUCUCGCGUCGCGCUGAGCCGAGUCAUCGUGAUCGCGAGUGGUGCGUGGUGAUUUCUCCGCGAGUGAAACAAAUGCGUGCGCGUGCCACGACGAGACUGCCAGUGCUGUGCGUUGCCGUUGCGUCGUCGUGCCAUCUUACCGUUGCGCUAGCGGCAACGAGCAACCGUCGUCACCGUUAUUGCAGCCGCUCGCUUUUACGCGCGACCCGAGCCUCCGUGUCAACCGAGGGACGGCCAUAUUAAUCCGCCACCGCUGCCGCCGCCGUCAUCGUCAUCAUCGUCGUCGCCUUCCUGGUGCGGCUUCCUCCCGGAGAUUCUCGCGACGAAUAUCCGGCGACGAGAGUGCGCGCGCGUGUAUGUGUAUCAUCCUCUCUCUCUCUCUCCAUCAGGGUGUCGUGCAUGCAUGCGUGCGUGUUGCGAGGUCGCCGCGAGUCCGGGUCACCCCUCGAGUUUGUUUUUUUUCCCUCGGUCCCUUCGUCGCAUCUCCGCUUUAAAUCACCAUCGCCGGAUGACGGCGCGUGAACGUAGUGCGUGCGGCGCGGUACCUGUGUGUACGACGAGCGACAUAGUCUACGAGGUGCGUCCCGUGCCGCCUCAUGUCUACGCAUCGUCUUCGUCGCGCGGACACAGCACAGCGGCUCGCCACCACCGUGUCUACCCCUACCUCCGGCAGCAAUAUUACCCUUCCUAGGCCCUAUGGUAGCCACACGAGCCUCGAGGCGACAUUGAGUGACAGCAAGAAGAAGUACAGUGACAAGGUGAGUGCACUUCUGUCAGCGUGGGAGUAUGUCACCAAUUAUAUUCCUGCGGCACCGCCCGAGGCCAUCCAGUCUGUCAUAGAAUGGGCUCACAGACAUACAUUGACAUUCGUAUUGCGCGGGGAGUGGCCGAAGUUAGCACCAAACGUCGCCAAAACGCACCUCUGCGUAACAUUGCAGAGGUGUGUGUCUCAGCUGGGUCAGCAACACCCCGCUGCGUCCAGGUGUUCCACUCUGCUAGCUCUGGUGAACAAUCCAUGGACAAAUCCCAUUCUCACCAACAUACUUAACGGCCAAUCGGAUUCCGAACAUGAAGAGGAAUUCUGUUGUUCGGAGCCAAGCGAGUUGCUGACGAUGAGACUGAAAAUGCUCUGCGAGGACCGCUGCGAGGACAUAGCGGUGAACCUCGCUGCUGCGUGCGUACGCUCCCUCAGACGAAGCGAUCGACUACGAUCGCUCUCGGAGUCUCAUCACGUCCAUUACAUGAUCGACGUGUACAUUGUCCUCUUGUUCAAAUUGAAACGCACGCAAGAUAUUUUCGCUCAAUUAAAAUUAAUGGACCUCAACGACGGGCUUGAAUUGGUCCAGAGGCUUAACGGUGAGAAACCAACCAAAUAUGGGACGACGCGCAUAUGGAGAAAUUCGAUAAAGGCCGCGGAAUUAGUCGCGCAGUAUCUUGUUACUGUCGGGAUGAUUCGACCGAUAUCAGAAAUCGGUGCAAAUAUUUUUGAGCAGAUCUUAAACUCUUGGGCGCUAUCAUACGUAAAAUUAGGAACGAAGGAUGUCGCACCGACUCUGCCCGACAUCAUUAGAAAAUUUAUUCAACCCGCGGAAAGUGCUCAACAUAUUUAUAUCUUCUGUGCAGUACUUGCAAAACAUUUUGGCGAGAACAUAAAACCUUUAGUGAUUGAAUUAUAUAUUAGAGCGUUGACAACGGAUAUGAACGAACUUGAGAGUCAGAAAGCAAAAUCAGACAAAGACAAGGAGCGCGAGACCGCCAAGCGUCUUAGCACGCAAUUCCUGAAAUUGGCGGACGUAGUAGAUAGUAAUAUUGGCAUCGCAAAGGAAUGCGUCUUGACGGCAUUCUCCUUACAUCCUACCAGAGCUUGCUACGACAGAAUAAAGGAAUUAGCAGUGGCGUGCGGAAAGGCCAAGGAGGAUGACGUUUCGCAAGAGGGGGAAAUCGUUAAGAGAGAGGAACCUAACAAAAUUCAAGAGAAGAAUCCAAGAGAGGAUGAUCUCCCUACAUCGAGUAUCAAUGUGAAAUCUGAGAUAAUGGAUAAUAACAGCAUCACGGAGACGCUCUCGGCACAAUCGUCAAGUUUGAUAGUUUCGGAAAUGCAGCUGUAUCAAAAUUCUACCAUCGCAAAGAACAUAGACUUUCAAAAUGAACAGGUGACGGAGACAUUCGAACAAACUGAUCAGUUAUUAAAAAGCUUGUUAACGAAAAAGCCCGAGAAGAUGACUGAUACGACAAUGCCUGUGACAUUGAUAAACAACAGAUGUCCGUUACAUCUAAAACAGGAAUCUUCGUCCAAUGAACUACUCGGCGAGGUGUGCUUUAAUUGUGGAGAAUUUACUGGAAAUAACAAACCGAACGAUGGUAAAUCACAAAUGAGUGAAACCAGCACGAUGCCGAGUAACAACAGCAUAGAGAGAACACUAGAUACGCUAAAUUUGAUAAAGAGCGAAACGGUAAUAGGCUCGGUCAACUAUGACGAGAAAUCUGUGCCUAGCCAAGUUCUCGAUGGCGAAAAAUUGGGUCUUUCGCCUCAACUAUGCGACGAUCUAGCUGUAGUAUUGAAUAGUCCGCGUUUCAAUUUGCUUAGUUGGGUGUUGGAUUGGACAGAAUUGAAGAACUCGUGCGAGCAAUACCUGGAAAACGAGGAAAUGCGCAAUACGAAUAAAGAGCUCAAAUAUUUGAACAUUGACUAUUCGCAAUUCAAGGAUUGGCCAUCGGAGGAUGACACCAAAGAUAUCUUCUUUGGCAUCGAGAAGGGUUACGAACAAUGGGCCGAUCUACCAUCUGACAAUUCCGAGCAAUUUGGCAGCUUUCAGCCAGCAGCCGGCUACAAGCGCUCAUCGACACGUCGCAGUUUGGACGAUACUACUACGACGGAUUCCGACAGUGGUAGUGUAUUGCGCGUGCGACGUACUGCACGAACGCGCAAGAUCCAUCGAUUGGAAUCGUCUGAAAGUGAUUACGAUAGCGCCGAGCCUAAACCAAAGCGCUUUAGAGAUAGAAUCAGCUCGGUAUCUGACAGUGAUAGCAAUACGCAAGAUAGCCAGACCGAUAGCUUGGGUAGCGAUGGUUGCCGAUUAGAAAUUAAGAAGAAAUCCAACAAAUCGAGCAACAAGGAAUCUAAUAAGAAACGAUCGAAGACAUCGAAGCUCACUGUCGAAUCUGUCUCGCAUUUUCACAUGUUAGUAAAUGAAGAUGCGCGACGCACAAACGCGCACGAGGACGCCAGCGGCUCUGAUGUCAGCAGCAACGACAUCAUUACCCUUUUCUCUGCCGAUAUGGAUGAAAAUAAACGCGAGACGAUUAAGGGUUCAGCGUAUACCGCUGCAGCACAGUUGAUCAUCACUACAGAAAGGCGAAGCGAUCCGGCAGUGCUCAAAUCUCUCAGAAUGUAUAGACCGCAAAACUCAAAGAAGAAACCGUCGAGGAUCUCGCAGAUUUUGCAAAAGAAUCUGCUAAACAAGAGCAAGGACACCAACAACGCCAAUCGGGAUUGCACCGAGCAACAAGGAACAAAUAACAUCACGAAAUUCGCGCCGAUGUUAAGCACACUGAAUCUAAAUCCGAAAAUCGUGUUAACACGUACAGAUGAGAUUGAUCGUAAACUCACAAAUCGUUCCAAAAAGCAACAACAACGGCUGAGCAGCGGUGAUAUUACCAGCGAACUGAUUAAUAUAAAGACGACGAUGCCAUUCUCACCGAACAGUAAGAGCGUAAUGACGUACCAAAAAAAGCAAAAGGAACAUGUUAGUGGCAAGAAUAACACCAGUGGUAAGAACGACUUAGACUGUCCCGUGAUAGUCGAUGGUCAUCGCGAUCAUCAUCAUCAUCAUCGUCUCGGUUCAGUCAAGUCCUUGGGCAAGACCAAGUAUGAUUUUUUUGCCGUUAGGGAUUCCGAUAUAUUGACUAAAAAUGUGCCGGGUAUGAAUUCGUUGGAUAUGAUGGUGCCGCCGCGACAGCGAUCCACGGUCAAUGUUGUGCAGCUUUCUAGAAGCGGUGUUCCACAGAGCCCGAGUUCCGCUACGAGCACGACGGCGACUAUUAACGUCAGCGGCAACACGCCGCCGCGACCCACACGUACACCAAGCGUGGCUAGUAACCAAAGUAGCAGCGGUGGCAAUAAUAGCAUACAGUUACCAGGCACACCGUCCUCGACAGGCGGCCACGAUAGUGGCGUUGGUAUGAGUCCAGCCGGCCAGACACCGCCACUGAGAUCAUCCUCGAAUCUUGGAACUCCACCAGACACAGUUGGUGAGGAAGCCAAUCAACUGCCGGAUGCCGCGUCGCCGACGACCAUCAGUCCGACGAUCCCAACAACGACGAUGACUGCCAACAAUCCCUCAACAAUACAUCAGCUUGAUGUUGCUACCGCCGCUGUUAUCGAAUCAUCCGGUACAGUGCGAACAAUGGCACAGAUACGUCGCGCGAGCAAUCAGCAUAAUCAAUCGCCAAGAAAAUCACCAUCCUCUCCAUGUUCUACGGGUUCGAUUGCAAUUAUAACCACGACGAUGACGACAACGACCACGGCAACGUCCCCAGGAGGAUUAAGCGCGACACCCAUCACAUCCGAGCCGUUAAAAGUCAUUUGUAAGCCGGACGGUAGUUACCAUAUUACAUCGCUCAAUCCCAAUCAAAGGAAUCUUUUAGGCUUACAGAAUCUGGACGAGGGUAUUAGUUUUGCGCGACAAACAACACAACAGCAGCAGCAACAACGUGUUACAGAUGCGACAGGUGGCGCGUCAUCUAAUAGAAAUGCCUAUGAUCGACUUGCCGCUUCCUCUGUGAAGAACACAUCACAGUCUGGUCAGAAUGCUGUUCUGCCUAAAUUCAAUCAGGCCUUCCGCAAAACACUCUAUACUAUGUCAACCGAUACGCCUGCAAGUGGCGUGACCACUGCUCCGAAUGAUACACCUUUGAGUAACAUCCAACAAACGACAGCAGGAGUGUCCACGCAAAAGACGACGACGAAUCUAUCGAAGGCAGUGCAAACAUCUGUGCCAAAUAAUCAGCAGCAACCACAACAUCAACAGCAACAGCAGCAGACAAAUGCUGGCAGCAUUAAUGUGCAAUCGAUCAUUCCCAAUCUGCAAUUGUCGGCCAAUAGGCAGGUAGUUAGUAUUGUGCCAAGCUCUGGUAAUAAUGGUCCGGCGAACGCAGCUAUCAGUUCAAACCAGGCUGCUAAUCAAACAAUCACGCAACUCGUACAGAAUGCGAGCUCGCCCAGCACUGGUGUCAUAUACACGCACAAAGUGAUAACCGGCAAUAAUCCAAAUCAACUCAACAUCAUACCGACUAUAUCGCACACGAAUUCUAUACCGGGAAGAGCUCCAGUGGUUAAAUUUAAUAUCAUUCGCCCGGUUAAUAGACAACAAAUGACGGGAGCUAUUCAGGCUGUCCUACAAACGCCGAGACUGCAGCAACAACAACAGCAGCAGCAGCAGCAGACCGUGAAAACGGAGAAUCUAAUUGGUUCUCCGAUCGAAGUGAAUAAUCAAGUGAGCUCAACGACUUUGGAACAACUACGGGAGUUUGAAAGUGUGCUAGAACAGGUGAAGGAGAGGAGUAUUCAGCCGCAAGCUCAUCAUUCGAUCUCCAACAGCGCAACCACGACAACCGUACAGACACAGACCACUACACAGCAGACUCAGGCGAACAAACCACAGCAGCAGCAGCAGCAGCAACUUUCCGUUAGUGCUCUGGCGCAGCAAUUGAUGAUGCCUACGCAACCUAACGCUACCAGCGAGACAUUCGCCAGUAAUGGUAAUACUGUGACAUUCCAGCAAGAAUCUGUGUUUUCACAGAAGAUUCCUGUGGCCUAUGUAAAACCUAGCAAUAGCAGCCAAGUUGUCACCGCCAAAGUGGCGGCCAAUUCAACACCAACGCCGGUGGUAGUGGUCACUAGUUAUUGUCAACCGGCAGCAUCACCAACAUUAAGCGUUACAUCGCAGAGCUCUUCGAGUCCUUGCGUAACGCCAGCACCGGCGCCGUCAGCCGGCAAGACGCCACCGACACCGCCGUCCACCGCAGCCGCGGCAGCUGCCGCCGCCGCCAAGACCGGUGUGAAAAAAUCGACACCAAAGACAGUCAAGACCAGCGCUACCAACACAUCUAAAGCAUCACCGAUACCGAAACCGCAACAGAAGCCUCAAGAAGAUGAACAGACUGCACAGCGGAUAUAUGCAAUCCUCGACGAGUACGCUGAGCAAUUGAGAAAUUCGCCAGAUCUUAACAACAAACCAGCACCUCGAAGAAGAUCCAAUCCGCCGACCAAUCCAAGCCAAUCGUCGAAGAGGAAGAAGUCGAGCUCGAGCAAGACCAAACCGGUGGGACAGCAAACUUCCGAAUUGAGUCCCAGUACGGAUGAUCUAGGCAGAACUAUGGGCAGUGAGGAUUCGUCCAGCGGUGUUGUACACGUGCAAGAUAGUCCGGCUGGAUUUUCUGCACCGGAAGAACCAGUGAACGUCAAUGCUAGUAGUCAUGUCUCUGCGGAAGCGAGCACAGAGGUGCGUGCUCUGACAAGCGAUUCGAACGACGGUGUUGAAUUGAACGUGAAGCGGCGUAAUCUCAUCUUUACGGAGCCAGGUUCAGGCCAGCCGCGCACGGUAAUCGUGCAGGAAGCGAUACCAAACUCAGUGAGCGUCAGUGAAGCGAUCGCUUCGGUUACCAGCAAAAUAGGCAAUGCAUCUGUAUUGAUGCCGAGUAUCGUGCUACCAUUGGUAGCCAAGGGCACUCAGUACACCAUAGUAUCUGGAUCUAAGUUACUCGCGACAGUCCCAACAACUGUACGUGCUAGUAGCAAUGCCAACACCUUGGUGCUGCAGUCAUUCAUCAAUCAAGGUACCAAGCUGAUUACGCAGCCGCACGUUAAACAGAUGAAAAUGCAACCUACCUUGCAAACAUUGUCGAACAACAAUCAGACGCUGACUAGUGCGCAAAAUGUUCAGAGCGCGUCUGUAGUGAUACCUCAAACUGCAAGCGCGCAAUUUGUCGGAGAAACAGCAACGGCGACAGUAACGACGCCAGACGUCAAGCCCAACGUAAUCGGUGAUUUGACGCUGAAAAAUGAAACGGCCGUGGCCGUUGGCAGCGGAAUUGCAGUCGAGUCAGCAGCGACGAAUGCCGCCAUUGUAGUGAACAAAAGCAAUAAUCCCACUAUUAGCUUGAUUGGCACUCGAACUAUUAACGAGAUUUCGGAUAGUCAGCAGAUAUGUGGCGUUAUCACUAGCAAUCCAACGCUGCAGAGUACGACAAGGCUCUUCAAUUCAAGCAUACAUAAAUUAUCGGCACCCGCUUUGAAGACGGAUAAUGUAGUUUGCAUAGCGUCGGCGGCUGCUGCAGUUUCUCAUCCACCGGACAAGAAAUCAUCUCAGGAUGGACGGGAUAUCCACGCCGAAAAACCGGUAUCUAUACAACCAGGUGCCACCAUCGCGCUAACGUUUGCCUCGCAGACCGAUGUGAACGCCAUACUCAAUGACGCUAGUCAGCAGCAACAGAAAGAAACGAAAGAGAUGUCCACCGAGAUAACAUCCGGCACUAAAAUUAUUUCCCCGAAAAAGAGAAAAUUCAACGACGUUAUCGGCAUACAAGAGAACAUAUCGCCGAGAACCUUGAUUCCUAUGAACAUUGCCACGUCAUUACAGAAUAAUACCAAAAUUGAAUCUUCUAUUACAUCUACGAACAAGCAAUCAAGCAUCAUCGAUAGCACAACACAAUUCUUAGUAACUGGUGGACCGAGCAGUUCAGAUAGUCAAGAGUCAUCUAUGCAACAAUCCGCUGAAACAAUCGAUGGAUCCUGCAAGGUCGGGAACGGAUUGUUGUACGAAAACGCGCGCUUACAGGAAGCCUGGGAAUCGGAAGGAAAGAUUUCACCCGACACGCCCUGGAGAUAUGUCCCUACGUCAAUGCAGAAUACACUGAGCAACGAUUCAUUAAAAGGAUAUUCCAGGGAUAGCGACAAUUCAGAGAGCGUACUGCAGAUUAUUAACAAAGGCCAAGGCAUCGAGAUGGCGAGUGGACCGAUCUAUCAAUCGAACACGAAGAAAUACUUCAUGAAUCAUACUCUGGAUACUACUACUUCAUAUUCCAAUAAGAGCAACCUGAUGAAAUCACAAUUAAUUCCCAGAUUGGAUCGCGAGUUAAUGCAACACAGGAUAGAGAGGAAAGCGGCGUACGAGCGCGAACUUAAAUUGCAAAAGAGCUUAUCAGAAGAAUGUGAAGAUCUGGGAGUCGAUGAACCCAGCACUAGCGAUCUGUUUCCCGAGGCGGAUUUGCUAUUUGAUACGAAUCACUCGCCAUCGUUCGAUCAUUCCUCGCAGGAUGCGUCCUGCAGUCAAUCUUUGGGCAUGAAGCCAUAUAAUAGCUCAUAUUUCCGAUCAUUAGAUUCGUCGAGCGGUAGUAGAGAUGCUAGUCCAACGAGCGAUUUCAAGUCGAACGAGUGUAAAAGGAGUCAGCGCGCUAGAACUUUGAAAGAUUCAUUGAAGAAAAGCAAACGAGAAAAGGAGGAUCUACAAUUGGAGGCCCCGGUGAAACAUUUGCGACUUACUUUGGACAAUCUAAGUCAAGAUGAAGCGUCAAACAGCAACUCGGACAUAUCUAGACUAUCGCCAGCAAAUCUCGGCUCGCUAGAGAACGACUCGUCAAAAGAUAUGAGUGGUCAUCAUCGCGUUAAGCUAAUCUCGAGAAGCGGAUCGAAGGAAGGUACGCCUAGCAGCGUAUCCAGUAUACCAUCUAACAUGAAACUGGACAUUGAUCUGGAUUCGGAAUCGUUGCCACCUAGUAUCAACGUUAACAAUACUUCAGCGGCAAGCUCAGGUGACGAGAGUUUGACUCUACUUAGCAACACCGUAGACCAUCACACUAUACCAUCACCAUUAUCACCGUUGGGCGCAGCCGGGCCGUUGCUGUCCACGCACAAGUACACGUACGCCAACAAGAAGCGCGUGCCAUCAUCCAAGAUGCACAUGGAUUCUUAUAUGGCAUGGGAGAGUCCGAUGUCUGAACGCACGAGAUCCAGCAGCGAGGACGAAGAUUCGAGCAUCAGUGAGUCGAUCAGCAGCCAACCGGAGGACAAUGUUGCAUUGAGCAAUGGCUUAGAAGACAAUGUGCAGACAUUAAAAUCUUUGUCCACAGAUCGGCGUUGCACUUACGUAAAGAAAAAGGAUAAACUGCAAGUGAAUGCGAGGGUAGUUUUAAAUCGUGCCGAUCAUAAAGCGACGUCAACAACGAUGGCAGCGCUUCCUAAGCGAAUUCCCAAGGCGGAAUCGAUAGCGGUAACUGAGUCGAUGGUGAUGUCGAGUGAUAAAGCAUCAGAGGCGUCUGAAGAUGAGGCCGGUAAUAUCGUGCUGAUGGAGCCGACGGAUUGCCGCGCUAGAAGAUCCAGUUUGCGCGGCCAUGUGAAAAAAGGCUGCGCAUGUUGCAACGGCUCGCCGGAGCGACCGAAGAAAAAGACGACGACGGUUAAAUCAACGGAUCACAAAUUGAAGAAGCGCUUGUCGUCGAAGCAGCCCGGUAAGAGAAGGUAGUCCUAGCGAUCGAACGCUCGUAUGAGCAUUGCAACAUGUUACUAUAUCAUUAACGUAUCAUCAUUGCCGUCAUUGAUGGGUUUUAAAAAGACGCGGGCGUUUCAGCGUGAUCGAAAUGAAGUCGACAGAAAUGUUGUACUUCUUUCGAAGGAGAACUGUUCUGAGGAGAACACGAUUUGGACAGUAAAUGAUCUUAUUUGCAAAUCGGAAAUAUCGAUGGGACGCGUUAUUGUAAAUAUUAUUAGAAACGCGCUUAGAUGCGCAAAUUACGUGAUUUACCACAUUUACAACAUUUGAAACAUUGGCGGUUAUAUGCAGAUAUAGCCGAGAGAAAUAUUCUCCAUCAAUUUAAUGAUAAAAUUAAUGAUAAAUUUACGUUCAAACGUUGCAUGCGUGUAUGUGGAUAUGGAUAUGUAUGAAUGUGCGCGUGCAUAAGAGAGAAAAAGGAUAUAAUAGACGUAUGAUUUAUAUUAAUUAGAGUUCUCGUCGAUAUAACAGUAGAUCAUCCUUCUACCAUUAGGUGUUAACUAUGAUAUUAGAUUAUAAGGUACAGAUCAUUUAUGUAUGGCAGACUUAGAUUUUAAAUCGUUAAGGAUCGUUUAGCGAUGCAAUCUAGUCAAGUCGUUUUGUGACGAGGACGUGGGCGACGAGUGUAAACAAAUUUUGAUGAAUGAGAUAAGAUAUAUCGUAAUGCGAUCGUUAAUAGAUUCCUCGCAGAGUAAAGAGAGAGAGAGCCUGAAUUUAUAUAAUUCAAUCUACAGUAUGUCUGUCAUGACAAAGCUCUAUUCCACGUUGUAACAUGGUGUGGUCAGACUGAAUAGACAAAUAAUAAUAGAGUUCUCUUUCCGAAAAAAAAGAUUAGAACAUAGUAACAAGGAUGUGCAAUCUCUUUGGAAUGCAUCGUCUUUGCCUUUCGUGUAAUGCUUACUUGUAUCUGUAUAACUCUAACUUUAUAUAUAGAGAUGAAACUGUCGUUGUAAAUUCUCGGCGCUCUGCUCUUGCAAGGCAAUCCUUGAAAAAAGCAGGAUUGUUCGAAUGAUGAAAAGAUUAUAUA